This is a messenger RNA of Procambarus clarkii (red swamp crayfish), 957 nucleotides long. NCBI's taxonomy places the organism in Eukaryota, Metazoa, Arthropoda, Malacostraca, Decapoda, Cambaridae. The record is from RefSeq and is a predicted model, not a curated record.
AGCUACAGCUGUGACUGACUACUACGAUGACUAUGUAACUGGAAUAAGUUACGACUUCAUUCCUUAAAUUUGCACAAAUUCAAGGAAAGAUUCCAAGAUUAGUACACAUCAGCUAAUUAUUAAGAAUUUGUGAAUAGAGCUGCUCUAAAUAUCACAAAUACAGAGGAAAGAUAAGUAAGAUAUAUAAAUUAUUAAGGACAUAGGCCACAAUUAGUCAAAUCAGUUGAGAAUGUAUUUGAUAAUUUGUCUAGUAUGCAGUGAGGGCAAUUCCCAAGAAGAUAAAAUGCUGCAAGUUUUAUACCUUUAAAUUAUAUCUGAGCCCAUAAAUGGUAAAAUGCAACUUACAGGAGAUCCCAUGAAACCCGAAUUAAGGAAAAAAAUCCAUAACUUAUAAUUUUUACUUAAAUUCAAUAGGGAAGGAUUCUAUGACAACCAACUGAAGAAAAACCUCCGAAGAAUUCUUAAUUAACCAUCGAUCAAAUAAAGUGAAAAUUUGCAAUUUCACUGAUUUCUUUCCAUCUUCAUUUACAUUGAACUUCCGGGCCACAAAUACAUUUAGAAAACCGUCCUGGAAAGUAUUGUUGGCCGGUCAGAUUUACUUAAAAAUAAAAAAAUCAACAUUUAAAAAUAUCGCAUCAACUACUAUUUAAAAAUAAUUAAUUAUGAACGGGCGACAAAUAUAUUAUUUAAAUAAGAAAUUAGAAGUAAUACAAAAAUACAUAUUAAUGACAAACAUUUACUACACACAACUGUUAUUCUCAUGCGAAUGUUAUCAUGAACAAUCACACGAACAAUGAACAUUGUUAAGUGUUAUUUAAGACAACUGCAGAUAAGUCAGGUCGUACUUGUGUUACUAGUUCACAACACCUCCAGAGCAAUUUAGUCAGCUGAAGCCAACUUAUGUGUGACAUUUUAUUCACUAAUCUUGGAUAAAUAUCUAAAUAAAUUUGAUCAGAA